UUAGGUACGCUUUAUGAACAACUUUUAAUGUUAAAUUAUCGAGAUUAUUGAUUAAAAGUACUUGUAUAAAAUUUGACCUAUAAUUAAAAUUAAAAUUUAGAACAAUACAUUCACAUAAAAUCUAUUAUAUUUAGGCUAUUCACUGAAUAAAAAGUAAAUAUCAAUUUGCGCAUGAACACUAACAGGUGGUUGAAAUAUUGAUUUCGCUUGAUAUUUAAUGUUGAUGAAAGUAAAUAUCAAAAUGUUAAGAUUAUGGGUAUUUUUCAGUUGGUAUGCUAUUUUGGCAUUACAUACUAUCUGUAAGAGUGCAGCCGAUCAAACACCAGUUACUUUUACUUUCAAAGAAUAUCAGUACAAGGAUACUCCAAAAAAUGAAAUGACUUUUCGAGAAUUCGAGACUGCAUGUGAACAAAGCAGCGCUUGCAGCAAAAUGAAUGGGUUAACGAGAAUGCGCUGUGUACGUGAAUGCGUAUCACCGUCAUGCUACAAGGAGCUUUACCAAACAGAUCCACUUGAAGAAGGUGAAAUUGAUGUCAGAUUAAACUCUUUUAAAGGUUGUUUCAUUCAGAGGACUGGCCGAACUAGAAAUUGAUUUUCUGCAAAGUUGCUCUCAUCUUUAAUUUUAGUAACUAAUAAGAUCAACAAAAUCCGUAAGAAAGUGAACUUUGUAGCAUUGGUAAGUUAAAUAUCAUAAAAGUUAUUUGGUAAUUAUUAUUAUAAUAUAUUUUUAGUUUGUGCAUUAUUUACAAAAUUAUAUCAACAAGUAUAUUAUUGAUAUAAUUUUCAUUAAGAUUAUUCUGAAAAUUAAUACAUACCAUAAUCUCCACAAAUUGCUAAUGCACCUGGCCGCCGUUUUGAUGACGUAAUUGCGUUAAAAAGUCAGUACCGUUAACAAAUAAAACACUGUUUGACAAGUAUACUUAUUGAGUUGGGUUGUGUUGACACACAUCAUUUUUGUUGUUUUUGUUGGUUUCGAUUG
Molecule: messenger RNA, 979 nt
Organism: Diatraea saccharalis (sugarcane borer)
Lineage: Eukaryota; Metazoa; Arthropoda; Insecta; Lepidoptera; Crambidae
Source: the annotation of a GenBank genome assembly